CGAAUACAUACAGGAUCAAAUUCCAUGAUCCCUGUUCCUUUUCGAAUCUUAAUAUCCCACAGUAAAAAAAAAAAUGAAACCUCAAGAAUAAAUCUGUAUUAAUACACGGUGGUGGUGGUGGGAUGAUGCAGGCGUGAUAUUGACACUCUGUUUUCCUUUCUAUGGGUGGACGCGGUUGUUAUAAGACACCUCGCAAACAUCUUCUGCUUUAAGUAAUCGAAAAUCAAAAUCAACAAAACAUUUCAAAUGUUUACCAAAAUCCCAAUUCCCAAUUUCAAACUCUGAUUCCCAAAUUCAUCCUUCCAUGGCAACAAAAUCAUCCACCACCACCACGACCACCACCACCACAAGAAAAGAAGGCCAUGGCCUCCUCCUUGGUCGGUUCGAGAUCGGAAAACUCCUUGGUCAUGGCAGUUUCGCUAAAGUCUACCUUGCUCGCAACGUCAAAACCAAUGAAUCCGUCGCCAUUAAAGUCAUCGACAAAGAGAAAAUCAUGAAAGGCGGUUUAAUCGCCCACAUCAAACGCGAGAUCUCCAUCCUCCGCCGUGUACGACAUCCAAACAUCGUUCAGCUGUUCGAGGUAAUGGCAACAAAGGGUAAGAUCUUCUUCGUUAUGGAAUACGUUAAAGGUGGUGAAUUGUUCAAUAAAGUCGCUAAAGGUCGAUUAAAAGAAGAAGUCGCCAGAAAGUAUUUCCAACAACUGAUUUCCGCAGUAGGGUUUUGUCAUGCUCGUGGUGUUUUCCAUCGAGAUUUAAAACCCGAAAACAUAUUAUUAGACGAAGAUGGUGAUUUGAAGGUCUCCGAUUUUGGUCUCAGUGCAAUCUCCGAACAAAUCAAAGGCGACGGUUUGUUCCAUACCUUUUGCGGUACUCCGGCGUAUGUCGCGCCGGAGGUAUUAGGCCGGAAAGGCUACGAAGCUGCAAAAGUCGACAUCUGGUCCUGUGGAAUCAUCUUAUUCGUGUUAAUGGCUGGUUACUUACCAUUUCAUGACCAGAACAUAAUGGUUAUGUAUAAGAAGAUUUACAAAGGAGAUUUCCGAUGUCCCAGAUGGUUCUCGCCGGAGCUAACAAGGUUACUCAGACGACUUCUCGACAUAAAUCCCGAAACCCGAAUCACAAUCCCCGAGAUUAUGGAAAACAAGUGGUUCAAAAAGGGGUUUCGGCAUAUUAAAUUCUAUUUCGACGACGAUAAGUUAUGUAGUGUGAAACACAGCGAAAUCGAAGACGACAUCGAUUAUUCUUCCGAUCAAUCUUCAUAUUCCGAAUCGGAAAGUGAAACCGAGACUAAACGGCGGCUCACAAGCUUGGCAAGACCUGCAAGUUUAAACGCUUUCGAUCUGAUUUCAUUCUCUCGUGGGUUUAGUUUGUCGGGUUUAUUCGAAGAUGGUGUGGAGGAAUCACGCUUUCUGACACGGGAACCAGUUUCCACCAUUAUUUUGAAGCUUGAAGAGAUUGCAAAACUAGUGAAGUUUACAGUGAGGAAGAAGGAUUGCAGGGUGAGUUUGGAAGGAUCUAGGGAAGGAGUUAAAGGUCCAUUAACGAUUGCAGUUGAGAUCUUCGAAUUAACGCCUCUAUUGAGUGUGGUUGAAGUUAAAAAGAAAGCUGGAGAUAAAGGAGAAUACGAUGAUUUUUGUAACAAAGAACUUAGGCCAAGAUUUCAGUCACUCACGGUGACUGGUCAUUCAGGCGAACCCUCAUCACAUUUGCCUUCUGAUAAUGAAUUAAUUAAGAAAGACGAUCAAACGGGUACUGUUUAAUUCCAUAUUCUUACACACUCUUUGUAAUGAUUUUGUUUGUAUGAUAUAUCCAAACUUGUUUAUCUUG
This is a messenger RNA of Lactuca sativa (garden lettuce), 1823 nucleotides long. RefSeq names its product CBL-interacting protein kinase 12 (gene CIPK12). Gene Ontology annotation, biological process: signal transduction; protein phosphorylation. The record is from RefSeq and is a predicted model, not a curated record. Gene Ontology annotation, molecular function: protein serine/threonine kinase activity; ATP binding. NCBI's taxonomy places the organism in Eukaryota, Viridiplantae, Streptophyta, Magnoliopsida, Asterales, Asteraceae.